GGCGGCGGCGGCGGCGGCCACUGAGGGGCGCCCGGACAGCUGGGGCUCGGUUCGCUCCGAGCGGCUGAACCGCCUGGGCACCGCUCGUCCUCCGCCGCUGCGGACGGCCGCAUGAGUCGAGGGACCAUGCCCCAGCCCGGAGCGUGGUCGGGCGCGAGCUGCGGCGAGACGCCGGCGCGGGAGGCCGGGGCCGCGGCGCGGGAGGGCGGGAAGGCGGCGGCCGGCGGGCAGCCCCGGCCCGCGAUGCGGUGCCCGGCCGAGCCCGAGGAGGACAUGUACCGUGCUGCAGAUGAAAUAGAAAAGGAGAAAGAAUUGCUUAUACAUGAAAGAGGGCCAUCAGAACCCAGAUUAAGUGUGGCUCCUGAAAUGGAUAUCAUGGACUACUGCAAAAAAGAAUGGAGGGGAAAUACACAGAAAGCAACCUGUAUGAAAAAGGGCUACGAGGAGGUUUCUCAGAAAUUCACCUCCAUAAGGCGAGUCCGUGGUGAUAAUUAUUGUGCACUGAGGGCCACGCUGUUCCAGGCAAUGAGCCAGCUGGCUUCGCUUCCCCUCUGGCUGCAGGACCCGGAGCUCAUGCUGUUACCAGAAAAACUGAUAAGCAAAUACAGCUGGAUCAAGCAGUGGAAACUUGGGCUGAAAUUUGAUGGGAAGAGCCAGGACCUGGUCGAAAAAAUUAAGGAAUCUCUCACCUUGCUAAGGAAGAAGUGGGCAAGCCUGGCUGAAAUGAGAACUGCUGAAGUAAGGCAGAUGGCUUGUGAUGAACUGUUUACAAAUGAAGAAGAAGAAUACUGCCUCUACGAAGCUGUAAAAUUUCUCAUGCUACACAGAGCCAUUGAACUAUAUGAUGAUAAAGAGAAGGGAAAGGAAGUACCAUUUUUCUCUGUGCUCCUGUUUGCUCGGGACACAUCAAAUGACCCUGGACAGCUGCUGAGGAACCACUUAAACCAGGUGGGACACACUGGUGGCCUUGAACAGGUUGAAAUGUUCCUUCUUGCCUAUGCUGUGCGCCACACCAUCCAGGUGUACCGGCUGUCCAAAUACAACACUGAGGAGUUCAUCACAGUCUAUCCCACUGACCCACCCAAGGACUGGCCAGUGGUGACCCUCAUUGCUGAGGAUGAUCGGCACUAUAAUAUCCCUGUCAGAGUAUGUGAGGAGACAAGUCUGUGAGAGAGACACCUGCCUGGACAACCUGGGGACAUGGCAAAAGUGCACAGAGAGCUCCUCAGCUUGGGCCCCUAAGAGCCAAGUUGGACUGGGGUGUUCUGAAGACUAACUUUUCAUAAUAUGAAGAACUGUUUUCCCUUAUCUGGGACCCAGUGUGUUUCAUUGGGGCCUUCAGAGCAGACCUGUUGGAAGGUGCAGACUGCAUCUCCAUAAGGCAAAAUACUUUUGUAUUGGAAGAAACUCAUUUUGAAGAAUAUGUUUAUGUCUCAAAUCAAAAUUCUCUCUACUGGCUGGGGAGAUAGCUCCGUUGGUAGAGUGCUUGCCUUGCAAGCACAAGGCCCUGGGUUCGAUCCCCAGCACC
This is a messenger RNA of Sciurus carolinensis (gray squirrel), 1528 nucleotides long. RefSeq names its product OTU deubiquitinase with linear linkage specificity (gene Otulin). Gene Ontology annotation, biological process: protein linear deubiquitination. The coding region runs from base 112 to 1170 and encodes 352 amino acids. Gene Ontology annotation, molecular function: cysteine-type deubiquitinase activity. The transcript is spliced from 7 exons. The record is from RefSeq and is a predicted model, not a curated record. NCBI's taxonomy places the organism in Eukaryota, Metazoa, Chordata, Mammalia, Rodentia, Sciuridae.